UUCCUCACAGGCUUCCCUGGCUCCCACUCUCACCAGAAACCAGUUGACGUUCCUUCCGUGCCAUCUUUAGAAAACAUAACUGAAUGAAUAUACGGUUUUCGUCGCUUUGGAGAACUUCUCACUGUAUGUCUGAACUCCUUGUUUUUCCAGGUGUUGGGAGGAAAUAUGGGGAUCAAGGUUCGGCCUCGGUGCUUUCUGGACAUCGGGAUCAGUAAUGUUCUAGUUGGUAGAAUCGUGGUGGAGUUAUUUUCAGACAUCUGCCCCAAAACCUGUGAAAACUUCAGAUGCCUUUGCACAGGUGAGAAAGGCAUAGGAAAAGGGACCCAGAAACCCCUGCACUACAAAGGAUGCUUGUUCCAUCGAGUUGUAAAAGACUUCAUGAUUCAAGGUGGUGACUUCAGUGAAGGAAAUGGAAGAGGAGGUGAAUCAAUCUACGGGGGCUUUUUUGAAGAUGAAAGCUUUGCUGUUAAACACAACAAGGAGUAUUUGCUGUCUAUGGCUAACAGGGGCAAAGAUACAAAUGGAUCACAGUUCUUCAUAACAACAAAACCUGCCCCUCAUUUGGAUGGUGUUCAUGUGGUUUUCGGUCAUGUAAUUUCUGGACAAGAAGUCGUUCAAACGAUGGAGAACCAGAAAAUAGAUCCUAACAGCCGGCCGUAUGCUGAAGUUAAGAUUUUAAACUGUGGAGAGCUCAUUCCGAAAUCAAAAGGAAAGAAAGCCAACAAAAAGAAAGAGAAGGCCUCGUCCAGUUCCAGCGGCAGCUCAUCUGAUUCGGAAAACUCCUCAGAUUCUUCUUCCAGCUCAGAGGAAUCUGAAAAAGAAUCUAAGAAACGGAAGAAGGAGAAAAAACUAAAAAAGAAGCAAAAGAAGGAGAAGAAAAAGUCUGGAUUGGAAAGUGCUGAGGAGAAAGAACAAGAAGAUGAAAUUACUUCCACUGUACGUCCUGAAGAAAUCCCUCCCAUCCCAGAGAACCGCUUCCUCAUGAGGAGAAGUCCUCCACCAUCCGAGAAGUCCAACAAGGACGAUGAAAAAGACCAGAGAAACAGGGACGACAGAUCGAGACAGAACACUGGCUCGAUGUAUAAUUCUCAGUCCGAUUAUCAGAGGCGGUUUAUGGUUACCACCCGAUCAGGCAGGAAGAUAAAAGGGAGAGGACCAAGGAGGUACCGAACUCCAUCACGUUCUCGCUCAAGGUCUAGAGAUCGAUUUCGCCGAAGCGAAACUCCUCCACACUGGCGACAAGAGAUGCAGCGUCAGAGGAUGAGGGCGGUCACCAGAGAGCGAUGGAUUAAGGGAGACAAAGGUGACUUUAACAGUGCUGUGGAUGAAGAAACUAACGCUCCAAAACGAGAGAGAACGUCCAAGGCAAAAGACGAAGACACAGCUGAGGGAAAGAAGGAAAAGAAGACUCGAUCACACAGGUCUAAAAGCAAAGAGGGCGGUACUGCAGAAAAGGAUGAGCAGCACAGCAAGCACAAAUCAAAGAAAAAAGCAAAGUCUCGCAGCCGCAGUGGGAGCAGAGAAAAGAAAAGGUCCCAAAGCAGAGACAAGGCCGACAAGCAUAAAAGUAGCCACAGGAGAGGGCGUUCAAGAAGCAAAGAAGGAAACAAAGAAACGGAGGCAGGAGUGGAACAGAGUAAAGAUAGAAGUAAAGAUAGAGAAUCUGAUACAAACAACAAGGAGGGGAAAGGGAAGGAAGAAGAGAGAACAAGGACAAAAUCCUCAAGCAAGGAAAGAUCAUCUAGAAAAGAUGAGCGAAGAUCAAGCAGCAGAAACAGGGACAAAGGUGGGAGAGCAGCAUCCAAAGAAAAAGAGGAAAAAUCAGACAAGGACAGGGCCAGAAAAAGAAGCCGAAGUAAGGAAAGGGAGAAACGGACAAGAGGAACAUCCAGGGAAAAAGAUAGGCGGUCAAGAAGUCCAGACAGGAGUAAGGCCAGAGACUCUCAUAGAGGCAGACGCUCUAGAAGCAGAAGCCGUCGGAGGGAUCGCAGCAAAGAUCGGUCUUCUCAGAGAAAGGACCGAAGCAGAGAUUCCACCAGCAGGAGGAGAAGACGAAGCAGCAGCAGCUCCGACAGUGACAGAGCAGAUAAAAAGAAGAGCAGAAAAAGUCCAGAUUCCUCAAGGAGGAAUAGAUCCAGAGACAGGAGAAGCCCAGCCAGACCAGAUAGUACAAAAGAUAGAAAAGAUCGCAAGAAAAAUCAUUCGAGCUCUAGCUCCACCUCUGACAGCGACUGAUUUCUUUUAAUCCAAAUCUGCAGAUCAGCUUCAUUCAUCCCAGCUUCUUCCAAAUCUCACAUAAGCAUAGACCUUUCCAAACUGGUUACAAAGCCUGGUUGAUAGAAAGUGAAGCAGAAGAACAUAAAAAAA
Molecule: messenger RNA, 2367 nt
Organism: Cyprinodon tularosa
Lineage: Eukaryota; Metazoa; Chordata; Actinopteri; Cyprinodontiformes; Cyprinodontidae
Gene: ppig
Product: peptidylprolyl isomerase G (cyclophilin G)
Exons: 13
Coding region: 166-2235 (689 amino acids)
Biological process (GO): protein peptidyl-prolyl isomerization; protein folding
Cellular component (GO): nucleus
Molecular function (GO): peptidyl-prolyl cis-trans isomerase activity
Source: RefSeq, a predicted model, not a curated record